Messenger RNA from Epinephelus lanceolatus (giant grouper), 2972 nucleotides. Its product is annotated as actin filament-associated protein 1-like 2. NCBI's taxonomy places the organism in Eukaryota, Metazoa, Chordata, Actinopteri, Perciformes, Serranidae. Gene Ontology annotation, molecular function: SH3 domain binding. The record is from RefSeq and is a predicted model, not a curated record. Gene Ontology annotation, cellular component: cytosol.
CUCACAGAGCAGACAGCCUGAGAAACUUCACUGUUGUGCUUCUGCUGCUCAUCGUUCAUGUGUCGGACUCUUUGGAGCAGAGAAAUGAGACUGAAGAUCAGCAGACACUGAGACGACAUGGACAAACAGAAAGUGUUGGCCAAGCUGAUCUGGGACCUGCCGUCCUUCCUGUCUGUUCUGGACUCAGAGAACUUGAGUUACAUCGCUCAGGCUCAGAAGAAAUCCAUCUCAGAGCUGCUGUCCAAACUGCAAACCAAUGACACUCCUGUGUCUGUUGUGUCUCUAGUGGAAGAUGCUGAGUACAUGAUCAUGAGCUGUCCGUCAUCGUCUCCUAGCAACGAGCUGUCAGACACACCUGGAACAGACGGAGUCCGGUCCUCUAAGCUGCUCUUAAAUCAGGACUCACCUGUGUGGCUGACAAACGGGGAAACAACAACCUCCAAGCUAACAGCCUACGCGCUGAAAAUGGGCCCUGUGGUGCCGCCGCUCCCUCCAGGCGGCCUCGGAGGUGAUGAUGAUGAAGAUACCUACGAGGAGGCAGAACCGUACCUACCUGACACGACCACGACUAACACUGAGAAGGCGGAGUCAGACAGCAGUCACUAUGAGUCAUAUGGGGAGGAUGAUGAUGAUGAGGAGGAGUCUGUGAAGGACAGAGCUCACUACAUCCAGUGGAGCGCCUCCCAGCCCUGCCUGAGACCCAUCCCCGAGUCCCGCCUGUGUGGUUACCUGUGGAAGAGGAAGUGGCUCGGACAGUGGACCAAACAGCUGUUCAUCAUCAGGAGCAACGUGCUGCUGUGUUAUAAGUGUGCUCAGGACCUGCUCCCUCAGCUGGAGAUCAACCUGCGCGGCUGUCAGCUCGUCUACAAGUCAAAGAGCAACAGAAAGAUCCAGCACCAGCUCAAACUGGUGUUACUGGGAUCAGAGACACUGGUGCUGGGCUACAGCAGCUUCCAGCAGGCCGACGAGUGGAGGAAGGUGAUAGAGGAGGUGAGUGUUGGAGCUGAGGUGGAGAGUCGGAGCUCGUUGUCUCUGGUCAGAUCAGACCAGCUGCUGUCCUGCAGGUCCAGUACAGUCCAGAGUGACUCUGAGGAGGAGAAACCUUCAGCUCACUGCAGCCUCAGCAAAGACAAAGGUGUGCUGAGCGUGCUGAUGAACUGUCAGUGGCAGAGUUUACUGUGUCAGGUGGAGGCGGGGCUCCUCAACAUGUUCGGAGAGGAGGAGGAGGAGGAGGAGGAGGAAGAGGAGGAAGAGGUGAAGAGGUCGCCUCAGUACACCAUCCAGCUCAGAGGCUGUGAGGUCAGAGCCGGGCCCGACACCAACCACUCCUACAGGAUCACACUGAGCAUGCUCGGUGACCAGGUGGCCGUGCUGGAGGUGAGUAGUUCAGGUGAGAAGGAGCGAUGGUUGAAGCUGCUGCAGGACGGAGCUGCCCAUCACAGUCACCAUGACAACAGCACACAGGAGCUCACAGGUGGAGCUCUCAGUGGGCUGCAGACUCGAAGGUUCCCCACCUCCAACACCUACAUGGACGACCCGUUCCACCUGAGUGGGACCGGCCGAGACCAGCCCGUCUACUCCAACACCUCCAUCCUGGAGCACAUGCUCCAGAGCUCUCAGGACUCUCGCUGCAGCUCGGUGUCGUCCAGAGACUCAGUGACCUACAGCAACACCGUCUUCACCAGCCACAACAGGAAGUCUGUGGAGGUGGAGCGAAGCGUUCAGAAGCUGGAGCUGACGGGAAAGAGGACAGUGCAGCUGAGGGCGGGGUCAGAGAUCAACCUAGCGUCUGCUGGGAAGCAAAACAAACGCACCUUCAGACAGUCGCUGGCCGUCUGCAGUGAGCGCGCUCAGGCUGGUUUCCUGAACCCUCUGCUGCGACGGACGGCCUCGGCUAAAAACUCUCUGAGACGAGCUCCUUCAUCACUCUUCAUUGAACACGGGAAGGUUUUCCAGAGGAGGAAGGAAUGGGAAACUAAAGCUGCUGCUUGACACUAACUGACCAUCAUCAUCAUCAUCAUCACCAUCAUCAUCACCACCAUCACCACCAUCAUCAUCAUCACAUCUACAGUCUACAAACUCUUCUCCUCUCAGCUGAAGAACCUUCUGUAAUCUAACGUGGAUUUAAAGUACCAAACUUAAAGUGGCAUCACUGUUGGCGUCUCUGUCACAAAGACAAACUGGAUCUCUCUCUCUGUGUUUGUCAGAGUUGCAGCUUCCACCAACACAGGAAACACUGCAGUUUAUUUUCCACUGUUACUGCAGUUGUUCCACUAACCGUCAUUUCCUCCUCUGGGGGCAGUAACUUUGGAUAGCUACUGAUAGCAAGCAAGGAAAACUAAAGUGUUAUCCUCUUCCUGUUUUGGUUGCACAGUGGUUGAUUUCCACUUUAAUAUGUGCACCCUAACAUAACACUGAUGCAGCCUUUGCCCACUGCAUGGAUAUUUUCUCUUUGCUGUUGUAAACACUCGAUGUUUGAAGAACCCGAAGCAACAAACAACAGAUGAACCUGUGAGGAGGACAAGCAGCUGACGGGGAACGUCAGUUUAUUAGAGUCUGUUGGAUUAGUGCCAAGUGAUGACCUCAUAUCACCAUAUGUCACCAAAAUCAGAUCCUGUAGAUCAUCACUUUAAAGUUUAAUUCAACCUUCCUGCAUUGAAAGUGUAUUUAUAAAGCACAUUUCAGCAGCAAGGUAGUUCAGACUGCUUGUAAUAAAACAUCAAAAGCCAAAGCUCCUCUUUGGCUUCAAAAACAAUGACCUCAGUUUGUUUAGAUGAAGAAAAUUGUGGCACAUCCAGUUUGUGAUUUGUCCAGGUCAUAACGGACCAUAGUCCCCCUGAUGAUGUGUCAAUGUGUGUCAUCUGCAUAAUCAUGGUGACAUAUUUUAUUGUUUUUUUAUAGACCCUUUUACUGUUAGUAAACGGUAUGAUGUUUAUUGGUGGGCGGGGCUUAGCUGGAGGCAAAACAGUUCU